This is a messenger RNA of Haliotis rufescens (red abalone), 8357 nucleotides long. Its product is annotated as histone-lysine N-methyltransferase EHMT2-like. Gene Ontology annotation, cellular component: nucleus. The record is from RefSeq and is a predicted model, not a curated record. NCBI's taxonomy places the organism in Eukaryota, Metazoa, Mollusca, Gastropoda, Lepetellida, Haliotidae. The transcript has 28 exons. Gene Ontology annotation, molecular function: histone methyltransferase activity; p53 binding; zinc ion binding. Bases 418 to 4698 code for a protein of 1426 amino acids.
UGAUAUUUACAUGGAGUUAGUCAGCCAGCCACCAGUCUGCAGCGGCCACCAACAGCCUGCAGUGACCUACUUUCCGCCUCCAUAGCUUCUACUCCUGUGAGAGCCUCACUAGCUGAUCACUGCACAGUCCUUCAGCAACAUGGCUUGAUCUUUGGAUGUUCACAGAUGCAACACAUCACACAUCAUUGCAGAUGACAGGAAUGAACAACUGAUUUGUAAUGACCCUUGUUUGGUGGGAGCACAGUGUCAACUUGGUACAUACCAGACUCAUGUUGGAACUCUUGCUGUUAUUUGUUUUGGAACGUUCCCUCAGAAACAGAUGAAGUACCUUCCGAUCAGAAAUCUGCAGAAACUGGUAGCCAGGAUGCAUUGAAUGGCUCAUCAGAGGAUGACCUUGCACUGAUAAACUUUGUGGGUAUGAAGAUGGGGGAUGGGAUUGACAAGACAACUGAUCCAGGAGAUGACAGUGAACCAAAGGAAUUGGAAAAUAAUCCAACCAAUGGCACGCCACAUAUUGAUCAUCUAGCUAAAAUUGACCAAUCAAAGCCCACAAAAGAAGACAUGUUGAAGAGGGAGUCCCGAGCCAAGCUGUCUCCUGGGAGGCUGCAGACCGGGGGAGACAAACCUCACAAUUACCCUAUUGUCACCAGUCUCCACAAAGUGCAACUUAAUAUCAAUCUUUCCGAGAAUGAAGUCAACGAUGGGACCGAUUCUGGGAUAUCUUGUUUGUCAAAUUGUGAUUCCAAGAGCUCUGAGUCCACAAAUGAUGCUUUGUCUACAGACAAUAAUGCAGCUCUAGAAACAGAAAGAACUGACCUCACAAAUGGUGCUGGAGAAGAAACAAAGGUAGACUCAGAAAUAACAUUAAAGCUUUCUGCCAAUUCAAGUGUUUCAAAUUCAUCUAAAGACAAUUUAGGAAAACUGAGUGUUUCAAAAACAUUGCCGAAAGCUCGAAAAUCUGUUCAAUCAUCAGCUAAAACUUCCAUAAAGACUGUCAACUUAGCACCUAUAACUAACAGAACUGUCAAACUGGCUGACCUAGAAAGUGCUUUAAAAUGUGAUAAGGUUAUAGAAUCUGAUUCCAUGAGAAAGGACGGCAGUGAAGAAGAUCUCAUGAACAAUAAUAAUGAUUCUGCAGGGGAAAGUCGAACUGAUGAGAAAGGUGGAAUGAAGGUAAAGAAGAAGAGGAAGUUUAAGGCAGGAAACUACAGUUUCCCAGGCCAAAAGAAAAAGAAGAAGUAUUUAAAGAAAAUGGAUGAUAGUUUAGACAAUAGUUGUAACCACAGUGUGAGCAGCAAUGCUAGUUUAGAUGAUAUGGAUGGAUACGACGACCGAGUGGACAAUGAUGACAUUUUCAAUAGCAGCACAGAAUGUCCACCAAAGGGGAACACCAGUGCCACUGAUGUUAUGGCUGUUCUCUCACAGAAUUCCCAUUUAGCUUUCAAGGCAGCAGCAAAGACAAAAAUAACCGCUCGGAAAAAAAUUAGGACUUCUACAUCUCCUCAUGCGAAAAGUGUCAUGGAUAUGCUGAACUCAUUGCGGAAAUCACAAAAUAACAGGCAGCAAGAAGAUAGUGAUGCAAAGGGGAAUCUAUCAGAUAGAGCAGAUACAUCAGAUUCACUAGAUGGAGACAAACAUGAUUGUAUUGAUGGGGAGGAAGAAUCAGUUGAGUUCAGAAAGAGUCUCAGGAAAAGGAAAACACAAGAGGAUACAGAGCAGUGUGAAGCCACGACCACAACGAUACCGGCAGAGGCUGCUGACUCAGGUGACACUGCCAACUCCUUGUCAGGUAAGAAGAGGAAGACAGAGGAGGGUGUGGAAUGUCCAAUCACACCCGUCGUCACCAUUGUGUCUGAACAUCAGCCAACCCCUGUUGGCCUCAAGUCUUUAUUACCAAGGAGUGUGACCAUCCCCACUAGUCAUCCCAACACAGAUACACCCACCCCUGGCUUUGGGAAAAGUGCCAAAUACAUGUCCUCACCAUUGGCGCUUCUGUCCAGCCAGUUGGCAGCUAGUAGGAGUGUCAACACUGUGCCCAAACCAUGUGGCCCUAAAAACUCUGAAGCAUUACGUGCCCUGCUAGUGUCUGGGUCCCCCUCCUAUCUCCCACCUCGAGGUCCUGCAAGCAUCACUGCAAUGCCAGUGUUAGGCCAGGUAAAGCGGGAGGGCAAUGCUGACUGCUUUAAUGGCGAGAAGAUUGUGGCUCCACAUGGCCGAGAGACCAAGGUUGCAUCAACUCCCAAUGGUCUUUGUUACCCUGUGACCCCACCUAAAACUCCAGAAGACGGAACUGCAUGUGAUAACUCAUCCCGCCCACCAUCUUGUCCUACCCCCAAACCACCUGCAUACACUUAUACCUCGGCCAUGGGUAUAUCCCCAGACAAGGACAUCAUCCCUUUGUGCUGCUGUAAGAUCAAUGGUGCUUCUUUCAACAAACUGACAUCAGGUGUGACCUACUGUCAGGCUCUGGACUCUGUGGAUGGCAAGGUAAUGGGUUGCUGCAACAAGGUGAGCAACAAUCAACUUGUGCGGCCUGCAGUCAAGAUCCCUUUCAUGGCAGUAUGCGAGGCCCAUCGCAAGCGGCUUAAGUUGCAUCAGUGCUGCCCAGGCUGUGGACAUUUCUGCACACAGGGCAAGUUUUACCAGUGUCGGAAGGAGGGUGGUACAUCGGUGCACAGUUUUCACAAGCUGUGCCAGGUGUUGAAGGAUGGCAAGUACUACUGCCCUCAUUGUGGGGAAGAGUCCGCCCAAAUGGAAAUCUGUUUGGGCUACAGUGAUGCCCCACAGCCCAUGGCCAUUCCAGAAAACAAGAGCUCUUCCAGGAGGGCAGUAUACAAGACAAAGCCAACAUUUGUGUAUCCUCAACUUAAGGGGAAGGAGAAUGAGGACACAGACAUAGUGCCGCCUGUGACACACACUCUUCCAUCAGCAAAGACCUUAUCUUCAGAGGGGCUCCCCUUGGGUCCGUCCCGGCACCACCUGGAGAAGAUGCUGGUCAGCCUCACAGAAGAAAGGCCAAAGAAGUACAGGAAUUUAUCAAAGAGCAUGUACAUGCCAGCCUACGAGGGAGACUUGGAAAAACUGCUCUAUAUGCUGAUUGAUGGUGUGGAUCCAAACUAUCAGUACGAGGAGUACGACGACGAGACUGCGCUUCACGGGGCAGCUGCUAGUGGUCAUCUGGCCAUUGUCCACAUCCUUAUCCAGGCAGGAGCAGCUAAUCACAUGAAGGACAAGACACUGAAGACACCCCUCAUGAUGGCGGCGGAGCACAAUAAACCCAAUGUUGUACAGUACCUCAUGAAGGUCGGAGCCAGGGUGGAUGACAGGGGGGAGGAUGGCAUGACCUGCAUCCACUAUGCGGCCAAGGCUGGACACACUGAGGUCAUCAAACUACUGCUGGAGAGUGGCAAGAUUGGACCUAACACACAGGAUGACGGCGGGUGGACACCCAUCAUCUGGGCAGCGGAGUCACAGCUCACUUCCACUGUCCGAUUCCUCAUCUCACAGGGAGCAGACCCAACCAUGAAGGACAAUGAGGAGAACACAGGCCUCCACUGGGCAGCCUAUGCUGGCAGUGUUGCCAUCACAGAGAUGUUCUUGGAUUCAGGAUGCGAGUUUGACACCCCCAAUGAACAUGGAGAUCGACCAUUACAUAUAGCAGCCCGACAGAACCACUAUGAGAGUGUUGUGCUGCUGCUGGCCCGAGGUGCUGAUGUAGAAGUGCGAAACAACAAUAACGAAACUCCACUCACGUGUUGUCUUGAUCAGACGAGUAACACUUGGAUGGCUCUCAAAGUAAACAAACAGCUCAAGGGAUUUGCAGCUAAACUCACUCGACCAGAAAAGUUGCUUCAUAGAGACAUCUCCUACGGGCGGGAAAAGAACCCCAUUGCAUGUGUGAAUGCUGCAGAUGAUGAACAGUUUCCAACGGAUUACCUGUAUGUUGCUGAGAAUAUAGAAACAAGUCCUCUCAACAUCAACCGAGUCAUCACCAGCCUGCAGAGCUGCCGGUGUAAAGAUGACUGCUCCUCCCAGUUCUGUGUGUGUGCUAGAAGCAGUGUCAAGUGCUGGUUUGACAAGUUUGGUCAUCUGACAACAGACUUCAACCUGGUGGAGCCCCCGCUGCUGUUUGAGUGCAACAAGGCCUGUCGGUGUUGGACCAACUGCAACAACCGGGUGGUACAAAAUGGCAUCACUUGCCGACUUCAACUUGUGAGGACCACUGGGCGGGGCUGGGGGGUGAAAACUCUCACCGAUAUUCCUCAGGGAACUUUUAUCUGCGAAUACAUCGGUGAACUCAUCUCAGACUCCGAGGCGGACAGGAGGGAAGAUGACUCGUAUUUGUUCGACCUAGAUAACAAGGAUGGUGAGACCUACUGUAUCGAUGCCCGGAAGUAUGGAAACAUCAGUCGCUUCAUCAACCAUCUGUGUGAGCCCAAUGUAGUGCCAGUGAAGGUGUUUGUCGACCAUCAAGACCUCCGCUUCCCACGCAUCUGCUUCUUUUCAUCCCGGGAGAUCAAGGCUCAUGAGGAACUCGGAUUUGACUAUGGUGAGAAGUUCUGGAUUAUCAAAUGGAAACAGUUCACAUGCGCCUGUCAGUCACCAAAAUGCAAAUACUCCUCCGAGACCAUCCACAAGACUCUCCAGGAAUAUCGACUCCGACACGAUGAGGAAGACCCCAACAAUCCCGACAACUAAGGUCAAGGUCAACAUUAGUAAUCUUCACCUUCAACGUGUGUUUGGGAAACUGAGAAUGGCGAAAGUCAAGACACUGGUGUUUAUACUCUUUUGCAUUUAUUUGUCAGAUAAUAUUCUUUGUGUGUUGUACUAAAUCUUUAGUAUGAUGGAAUUGAGUGCAUGAAGUGCAUGGAUAAAGACUGAUCUUAUAGCGACUUCUGUCAAAUGUAACUACUAUUUCAUUGACAGGAGACAAAUGUUGUACAUUUCAUUGUUAUGAUUUAUUACAUUGUAACAGUGUGCCUGUCAAUCAUAAUGUCAUGUUGAAUGUUGAUGGUCCAUUAGAGUCUAAGUGUUGUAGGAAUGGAGCAUGUCAUUGUAGAUUAUCAUACUGACCUUCAAAUUGUAUAGGCUGAUCAGUUCAAGCUCAUCACUCAUUCUCAUAUGACAGUGUUGUUAAUUACAUACUUAGUGGAAAUGGUUAUAUACAUGUCAUGUCGUGUGACGUCAGUGUAAUUUAUUUCAAAUAUGUGCCAUUUCGUUGCUGUGUGACUAUUCUAAGAUAUUCUGGCUGUUUCAAAGUGUAGGUUGUCAAUUUCACAGAUAUGGUGUCUGCUCCCAAAUGGCCGCGUCACAUUCCAUCUGUCACUGACCCGGCCACUUUGUGUUGACAUCCAUCACCGAGACUUGGACGUCUAUUUCACGUCUGCGGUCAUAUCACCUUUCAUCCUAACACUGUCAUUUAUUGAAACAAUUGGAUAUGUAAAUUUGUGAAAUUACGAGGUUACAACUUGUGUGGGGCAGGGCUAUCAAUAACCUUACUUCCUACACAUUUGUAUGGGACAUUGUUGCAUUUGUUGUGCGUAGAUUAACCCUGCUGCUUGCUCAUUGACACAGCCAUAUUCAGCUUGUACCUGACAACACACGUCUACUACACACUAACACAUUAUAAUCCACAGACUCCCCGUCAUGCAAAUUCUAAAACAAGUGUGUAGUACAUGUGCUCCAUUUGUGAUUUAGAGCACAUGUGGAAAUACUCUGGACUAAUUUUGGUGUACGUUCACCUUUUCAUUAGACAGUGACUAUUAUGUUUCUGUAUACUCCAUGGCCUAUUUGAUGUGGGCUCUUCCCCUGAGUUGGUGUUCCCCCACUGUAUCCCACUGGCCUGUUUUGUUGUGUAGAGUGGAGAUGAUGAUGUCCCUUGCUUGAUGACAGCAGCAGCCGCAGCAGCAACUUAUCCCAGCUGUUGCAGCACAUAUAAAAAGAGUACUUCCGAACAUUACCAAUGUUUUAUUAAUAAUGUUCCUAAACAUUGCAUCUGUCAUUAUUGAGUACUCUAUAGUUCUAGCAACAAACAUGAUUUUCAGACUUAAGCAAAUAUCUGAGGGUUUCAACCAAAUUCUAUUCACCUAUUUGUAACAGUAGGUAACACCUGCCAAUAUCAAUGAAAAUCCUUACUUUUCAAACAAAUGUAAGUCUCCCUCAGGUUAAUUAACUCAGUUACACUUUCCAUAUAUUUUUAUUCAAAUAAUAGGAUGUUGAUGGAUAUGAUAGGGCAAUUUUUGCCUCCAGGAAUGGACAGAGCUGACAACAAUGGAUGUUUUCAGGAAUUAAUAAUGUUUUUUUUCACAAUUCCAGAUUGAAAAUGUUUUUCAGCAAAUUUUGAAAAUUAUUUCUUUCUCAUGUGUGGUUAGAAAAAUGUAAGACAUGUACGCUGUGAAACUGAUUUUCCUUGUCAGUAAUGAUAAUGACAGUUUAAAUUCUAACACUAUCACUAUUGAUCUUGAAGAGGUCUUUCUGUACAGGUGAUACAUAGCUAACUGGAAGGAUGCUGGGAUGAGAGCAGCCCUGUCCCUGUCUGUCGGUGUUUACCUCUGUUGUGUUAAGUUGUUAACACAAAUGUUCUUCUGUUAAGUAUGUGUAACCGUGAUGAAGAUGCCUAUGUACAUAGCCUAUAUAUCGUGUGUGUACUGUACAUGGUAUGUGUAACGUGACAACGUCAGUGGUGUUUAUCAUUGGUUUGGGAAGCAUGUUAAAGCCUGAUCUACUUUGCUUUUAGUAAUAGAUUUUAUUCACUUUUUCUUUGCCAUUGAUUUAUCUCUGACCUUUCACACACCUGCUUUCUUUAAUGAAGUGUUUACAUAUUUGAUGAAGUGUGAAUAAUCCCUACUUUCUGUUAGAACUUCACAGGCAAUGCUAGACUAUCAUCCUCGUCAUUUUUCUCAUACCAGCUGGCAGUAGAGAUAUGAAAUACCUGCUCUUAGUUGUAUUUUCAAUUAGGUCAAUUGGAAAUACUUUGUAAAUCCAGUGAACUAUAAUUUGCAGCACUCCUGAUUGUGGUAAUUUGAUACUGGAUUGCUGUGUUUUACACACAGGGCUGGACUAGAGCGUUUACAGCAAGUAAGGUUAGCAGGAGGGGUUCCUUGCCACAGAGCUGAGGUGCAUGUACAAUAAUGUAUUGUUUUGGAAGCAUAUUUUACAUAGAUAACAUCCUGCUGGAAACAGGCACAUAAAUUAAGUAAAAGUGUGAAUCAGUGUCAACUGAAUCAAUUUUUUGUGCUUUUUUUUAAUUGAUGAUUUCUUUUUUAUAAGUUAGUACUACCACUGGACUUCAUCAUAUAUGCGGGGCGGUCGGGUAGCCUAGUGGUAAAAGCGUUCGCUCGUCACGCCAAAGACCUGGGUUCGAUUCCCGACAUGGGUACAAUGUGUGAAGCCCAUUUCUGGUGUCCCCUGCCGUGAUAUUGCUGGAAUAUUGCUAAAAGUGGCGUAAAACCGUACUCACUCACUCAUCAUAUAUGCUGACUCUUUGAAGAUGCAAUUUUCAUGUUUUUUAAUCAUCUAUGCAGUUUACAUUUAUGAAUUAAAUUCCCUCAGUUAAGAGAGAGAGUGAGAAAAAAUAACAAGAAAGAUUGAAACAUGUUUACAUAAUUGUUUACAUAAAUGUUUACAUACUUAUACAGGCAGUUUAUGAAAUCAAAGAGAAUCAACAGUGGGAGUUAUUUUGUUUUGUGUCAUGGGGUUCCUGAAAAAUACUGCAUAAUGUGUAUGAAAUCUUUAGCAUCUGAAUGCAAAAUUUGCCAUAGAAAAUCAUUGAAAAAAAAUAUUCCUUUGAAAUUGUCUGCAGUGAGAAUUGCAUUUUCAUAGUGUUUCUAUAUAUGAAUAUACAUACAGUUCACUCUGGCUAAUUUGUAAUCAACUCUGGUGUGUUAGAACAGUUUCUUGUUGUUGACUUAGUCAUAGUUGACUUUCAUGUAUCCAUAGCGACUGUCAAUGAGAGGAAGGACUCUGGAAUUGCUAAAUGUCUGUUUUGUAAGAGGAGGAUGCAAAAACAUGUUAUGAGAAGUAUUUUAGGAACCUUUUAUGUUCAUGAUCUUGAAGAACCACUAUCUUUUGAUACUAAUUUGCUAUACUUGCUGUUGAAGAGAAUGUUCUUUCUUCUGUUGUUGCCUGUGGUUUUCCUGGCUACACAUUGCUGGAACCUCCAACUUUUCUGUGUAGCUGAUAGUCUGCAAAUCAGCCGUUUGUGGAGGAAAACAACAUGAUGAAAUAUUUUAAUAAUGAUGAAAUUAUAUUAUUCAAGAUUAUUGUCCUUGACUGAAACCAUUUGUUUGUCAUUUCUCAUCUUACUGCUUUUCUGUAGUGGCCUCCAGCUCAUCAAGUGAAUAAACAUCAUGAUUCCA